AUCCUCGUUGUCGCCGUGAAACCCACUCUGGUAACUCGCCUCACACCGCCUCGGCUUGUGCAAACCAUCACACUCAACUAUUUGAGCCCCAAGUACCUCCUUUACUCGCACCAUCUACACACCCCAACGUCAACGACAGGAGUGGCACUCGCACGCACACCUCAACGCCAGCAGCCCCACAAUGCCGAACAAUAACAAGAAGAACCAGCGUAUCUACGACGCGCUGUACAUCAAGUCACUCCAAGGCAUCGCCCUGCCUCCCAAAAUCAAAUGUGGACGAUGCGACAAGUACAAGGGCCAUGCCAACUACUCCCACAAGCAACUCUGCGACGCUCGAGAAGCCAUCAAACAGAACGGCAAGAAUGCACGGUACUCCAUCAAGUGCUCCGAAUGCACUGGCGGGCAGCCAAUGGAGCUCGAGUGUUCUGUGUGCAACCAGGUCAAGGGUAUGGAUGACUUCGCUAAAUCGCAGCGCUCCAAAGGCGAUGCUGCGGUGUGCUUUGCCUGCGUGGAUAAACGAACUGCGGUGGAGGCUGUAGACGAGCACGUUUAUGAGAACCCAGGCAAGGCUUUCGUCCCCAUGGAUACUUCCGAUGGGAGGUACCCUGAAAUCUGGUCCAACAAGUCGACGACCAUGCGUACCAAGUCAGAGGCCGAGGAAGAUGAGUGGGCCCAGGACGACCAGGACGGCGGAGUGAAGCUCGCAGACAAUUUCCGCAGCUUGUCUAUCACGCCCAGUGUGGGCACCUUGAUCGAUGCCGAUGACGCUUCGACCUUCAGCUCCCAAGGCGGUCCAGUCAAGUCCAGUGAUGCUGACGAUGGCUGGCAGCAGGCCAACAAAAAGAAGACUGCAGCCAAAGCUGGGUCCCUCUCUUACAAGACCUUCGACUCCAGCUACACUGAGCGCUCUGGGCAGAACUCCUACAAUACGCAGCGCGACAAUACUAUCAUCAAGAAGAACGGUUGGGCCAAGAUCCCGGCAUAUAAACCCCCCAAGCCUCCGAGCGUUGAGGAAGACGAGGAAGAGGACGACUGGAAGAGCCAGUCUUCGGGAGAGGAGAACAACGACGAUGACGACUCCGAUACCGAGAUCUAGCGACACAGGCCUUGCCUCUGGCAUCAGUUGCGGAUGUCGGAUUUCUCCUUGCCAUUCUUCGGUGCUGAACUACCUUCGCCAGCCUUUGAGACCUACGACAUCGACUGGGUU
This is a messenger RNA of Westerdykella ornata, 1207 nucleotides long. RefSeq lists its product as uncharacterized. The transcript has 6 exons. The coding region runs from base 182 to 1096 and encodes 304 amino acids. NCBI's taxonomy places the organism in Eukaryota, Fungi, Ascomycota, Dothideomycetes, Pleosporales, Sporormiaceae. The record is from RefSeq and is a predicted model, not a curated record.